GGAAAGAGUUUAAAGGAUUUUAUUCCAAUUGACUGUUAUGUUCAAAUAAGAACAGAACAGAGUAUUACUAUAGUAUAUACAACUUAUAUUUCAAGAGAAAUGAAAUGUUAUGUGCCAGGUCCCAACGUAAAAGUUUUAGGAAGAACUAUACAUGCAUUAGCCAGAUUCGGAGAUGAACUAUAUUUGGAAUCCCUAGUAGAUUGUCUACGAUUAAGAACAUUAAAUACUGCAGAAUCAGCUUAUGCUAUGGUUAAAUUUAAUAAAAACUUUUUUUCAUAUUUUAACUACAAUUAUAACACAAAUGGCGAUAAUGAAGGUCCUAGAUGUAAAAUAUCGAUGAAGUCUGCUCUAAAUACUUUCAAAUCACCAGCUCAUAUGGAUAAACAAGUAGAGAAUUUAGAAAUUAAGCUUGAACUAGACCAGUGUAAGUUGAUCUUCCAGUUUAAAUGUAAACAUGGGAUAAUCAAAACACAUUAUGUGUCAAUUUUAGACAGUAAAGUAACACAAGCAGUUUACACCAAGGAUUUAGUGCCAAACCGAGUAACAUCAUCACAGAGAAUUCUUACAGAAGCAAUUAGCAACUUCCAAAGUUCAGAUGACCAGGUAACAUUAGAAGCAUUGUCAAAUUCAAUACUAUUAAGAAAUUACAUUGAUGAUAAUAUUGAUUUAUCAAAAAUUAUACGAACACAAAUCAAUAUUAAAGCAGAAGAAUUUGAUAGUUACACUGUAGGUGAAGAGACAGCAGUGACAUUUACUAUGAAAGAAUUCAAAGCAUUAUUAACAUUUGCGGAGGCACUUGGUUUACCUAUUCAAAUACAAUUUGAAACAACUGGUAAACCAAUAGUCUUUAUUGUCCAUAAUGGUACAACAUUAGAAGCACAUUUUGUGUUAGCAACUACCAAGCCAGAUGUGUCCACACAAGCAUCAACAAUACAGAAAAGUUCAAGAGUUGAAAGAAAUAAAAGAAAAGACUCAAAUAAUUUUUCAGAGUCAGCAAGUAAAAAACCACAUUUAGAUGAAGAUAUCUCAAAAUGUCUUGAUGAAGAUUCACAUCUUUUUAACUUUGUAGAUAUUCCUAAUGAUGAAGCUCCUACAAAUAACUGUGAUAAUAGUGUUAAUGUAAACAACAAUUUAGUGGACUUUAAAGAUUGUGAUAAUAUACCAGCCUCACCUACAUCAAAGACAAUGAUAAAAUCACUAUUCAAAAAGUGUUUUGAAAGUACAUUUGAUCCACGAAGCACACAAGAUGUAGUGCUAGCACAGAACUCUGAUAGUGAAUAA
Papilio machaon (common yellow swallowtail) is the source of this 1281-nucleotide messenger RNA. RefSeq names its product cell cycle checkpoint control protein RAD9A (gene Rad9). Gene Ontology annotation, cellular component: checkpoint clamp complex. Gene Ontology annotation, biological process: cellular response to ionizing radiation; mitotic intra-S DNA damage checkpoint signaling; DNA repair. The coding region runs from base 100 to 1281 and encodes 393 amino acids. The transcript has 3 exons. The record is from RefSeq and is a predicted model, not a curated record. Lineage: Eukaryota; Metazoa; Arthropoda; Insecta; Lepidoptera; Papilionidae.